This is a messenger RNA of Cygnus atratus (black swan), 3474 nucleotides long. It is a transcript of the gene TPPP, whose product is annotated as tubulin polymerization promoting protein. The record is from RefSeq and is a predicted model, not a curated record. NCBI's taxonomy places the organism in Eukaryota, Metazoa, Chordata, Aves, Anseriformes, Anatidae. The transcript is spliced from 5 exons. Gene Ontology annotation, biological process: microtubule polymerization; positive regulation of protein polymerization; microtubule bundle formation. Gene Ontology annotation, molecular function: electron transfer activity; tubulin binding; heme binding. Gene Ontology annotation, cellular component: microtubule. The coding region runs from base 124 to 927 and encodes 267 amino acids.
GAGGGCGGGAGUUUGGCUGAGCCGCCGCGCCGGCUUGAGACGGGCUCCCAGUAGCGCCGGAGCCAGAGAGAGAGUCAGGUUAGGCUGGUAGGACUUGCUGUUCCCUCGGAGAGCCGGCGCACAAUGUCUGACAGUAAAGCAAAGUCGACCAAACCUGCAAAUAAGACUCCUCCAAAAUCUCCUUCCGAUCCAGCAAAGGACCGAGCAGCAAAAAGGUUAUCCUGUGAUUCAAACAGCUCCCAUGAGGGAGCUGUGGCAGGAGACUUGAGUGCUCUGGAAGAGGCCUUUAGAAAGUUUGCCAUACAUGGUGAUACAAGAGCCACAGGAAAAGAAAUGCAUGGGAAGAACUGGUCAAAACUGUGCAAGGACUGUCAUGUAAUAGAUGGGAAGAAUGUGACAGUCACAGAUGUUGACAUUGUCUUCAGUAAAAUCAAGGGAAAGUCUUCUAGAACUAUCACUUUUGAGCAGUUUAAAGAAGCUCUUCAGGAACUCUCCAAGAAACGAUUUAAAGACAAGAGUGAUGAAGAAGCAGUUCAAGAAAUAUAUAAACUAAUUGAAGGAAAAGCCCCAGUUAUAUCUGGAGUAACGACAGAGAAGAAAAAUGGAGUCUUCUGUGAGUUCACAGAAAGGAAAGAAGGAAGUUGCUCCAAGUGGUUUGCUGCCUCUAGAAAAAUAAAGCCAUUUCAUCUCCAACUGUAUCACGCCUUACAGAUACAUCAAAAUUCACGGGUUCUCACAAAGAGAGGUUUGAUCCCAGUGGGAAAGGAAAAGGCAAAGCUGGCCGAGAAGAUCUGGUGGAUGCUUCAGGAUAUGUAUCUGGCUAUAAGCAUGCAGGCACAUAUGAUCAUAAAGUACAAGGAAGCAAGUAAGACUGAGGGUUUACAACACAGAUGGAGAAAGAGAGGGGGAAAGAGAAUAUAUUUUUAAGAAUGACAUAGAUGAAUCCUAUGUUUCAGUUGUUGUGAAUGCUGAGACUAUGUUGUCAAGAAGUUUUCAGGAACUGGAACUGAUUUCAACAUCUGCUGAGCUACUUGCAGCACAAUGCCACUUCAUUACAUUCCUCAUGCACACAUUGGCAAAAAUAACUCUAUCAGUUAAAAAAAAAAAGGCAUAAUUUUGUUCAGUGCUUUAGACAAAAAAGUCAAGAGCUGUUAUAUUACUCUUCAUCAAUUUGAGCAAGAAAUUUCAAACAUUCCUAAAUGUCCUGAGGAUGUAGAAGAGAACCUCUUGAAAAGAGGCUCUUUCAUAGCAGCAUUUCUGAGAAGUAUCCCAUUAUUUAUGCAGAUUGAUUUGACUACUGUUUGUGGGCUUUUUCAAAAAUGUCUUAUGUGCAAUCUGGAACUUUCCUGAAAAGAUUCAGCAGUGUAUUAUUGCGGAAUAAGUGGUUGUAAUAUACAAGGUGCUACCAUGUAAACUUCAUACACCACUUAUGAAAAAUUGAAAUAAGAAAAAAGAUCUAUUCUGGGACAAUACAGGUUCUAACAUAUUUAUGUCAGCAGAAGGAGGUGGAGAAUACCAACCCCUUACUUUCCUCCUGUCUAUACUUUUUGCUUUGUUAUUGUGUGUACUGUGUAGCAUGGUACGCCUGGCUGAUUUAUAUGAAGCUAAUUUACUAACCUGAGAGGUGAGGAAUAAGACAUUACUAAGAAAGUCUACUAAAGCUUUUUGUAGUCUGUUUUCAAGUUUGUACUGCCUCACAUUUGAAAUGAAGGGGGCAUUAAAAUAAUAAUGCUUUAAAAUAUUGAUUUUGACUAAACAUUGCCAAUCAAUGCUAGUAAGUGAAUGUUACUAUGCACAUAUCCCCUUUAAGCUAUAACAUAUGUAAAGAAGGUUAUGACCCCCUGUAUUAAGGACAUUUAGUAUUAAUAUUCAUGUAAUUAAUUGCAGCUUGCACAGAAGAAUAUACUAUUAUACUUGUGCUACAUGUUCUGUUAAUUUUGUUUGAAGCCAAAGGACUUGAUUCUCUGUUCAGUUGUGCUGCCUUAUUUGGGAGUAAUUUUAUUGAUGGGAAUGGCUUUCCGUUGCUAUAGAAGAACCAAUUCCACACGCUUAAGGUACAGACGAAUGUGACCUGCCUGUGGCCCAGAUCGCCCAAACAGGUUAAUAAGAAUAAAAAUCACUCUUUUUUAUUUUCAUUUUUAUUUUUUGUACUAUAUAUAUGUAUACAUACACACAUAUACACACAUAUCUAUGUACAUGUAUAUGUACACACACAUACACACACUGGUUAAAAGGGAGAGAAAAGGCUGGUCCAGUUUUCCACAAGAGCUGAAGAAGUACUCCAAUGUAUUGCUCUGGUUCUAUAAAAUUAUGAAAGACAAUUUUUUGAGUGUUUAAAUACAGCUCCUAGCUGGUUUGCUUUGCUUUCUUUUAAAAAGAGCUCAAGCACUGAUUUUAAUGUUUUACUGUGGAUAAAGGUUAAUAACUUCACUGUUUUCUUCCUACCAUUAUCAGCAUCAGCAUCCCACUCAGAGUACAUAAGAUUCAGUGAGCUUCAUGGUCUGUCACAUGUCAAGAAACGACACUGACUUUGCAUUACAGUAUGAAACCUGUGCCAGAACCAAAGCACUUUGUACAGACCUGAUGCAAAGUUGUAUAAAAUUUUCAGUGACAUAGUAAACUUUGGAUCAGGGCCUGAAAAGAUGCUUUAGAUAGCAAUAUUUUAUUUUGAGGAACAUGCUUUUUCUUCUUCUAGUUUGCAGUUGGAUAGUUUAAAAACACAAUCAUACAAAUGCAUGAAAAGAAAUCAUUCUGAUAUGACAGUGAAAAAUGGAAGUUGUGGCUUGAAAGGUAAUACUUUGGAAGGAUUUUUCCCUUUUACUACACUUGAUGUGGAAGAUAUGUAAGAUAGAGGUUAUGAACAAAAGCACCAUAUACGGUUUUGUAUCAGUGGUUCAGCCACUUACUUAAGCUCUUACUUUCUCACUCAUUUAUGUGGGAAAUUAAAAGCCUAAGUACUAGCGUGAAUGUUAACCAUAUUUCUAAAAGUUCCAGGCCUGUUUGGGAAUGAGGCAAAGUGGUGGUAACCACUUUUGUUGUUUGUUCACCUGCUGUUCUCAGGACAGCAAGUACAGCUUGUAACGCAGAGAUGAUGGGAAGGGAUAUCUUGGGAGGUGGAGGAGAGUAUACUCAUCCUGUGUACCACUACUCUAUGUAAAUGGCAUGCCUGAAGUGAGGACAUGGUGUACCCGAUAAGGUUUAUACUCAUCUCUGUUUUUUGGCCAUCUAAACUCAUUCCAUCAAACUUUCCAGUCUGAUUUCUCAUCUGCAAUGCUCUUGUCUAUGAAAACCUAUUAUUCCUAAUUACCUUUGCUGUCAGUGAACAUACUAUUGAGGUAAAUGUGAUCAGAAAGUUCAGGUAGCUUUUAGCAAUAACUGCCUAUAAGAACAAACUCAAAUUGCACUGUUCAUUUAAAAUUAAACCCUUAAAUACUAUGAUAGUACCCAGUCUUACCUGCAUCUCCAGUCUGACUG